CAGUUGCAUGUCGUGCACAUCAAGAGCCGCAGCUGUUUACUAUAAUCUUUCAGGGCUCAUUUGAAUCCGAUGCCGUCAUGGAUGCGCCAGAUGAACAAGGAAAGGCCCAGGAAAUCGUCGUCAGCGAUUGGACGCAGCUCGCAGAGAUGCGGGACCCUGGUGACAACUGGACUGGGGUAACGGAUACAGCCGAGAGGAAAAAGAGGCAAAAUCGCCUGAAUCAAAGAGCCAUUCGGAGGAGGCGAAAGCUUCAGCAGAAUGAUCCAGCUGGGGGAUCACAAGCCCAACCGUGUGGUGUCAGCUUUCCUGCAGGUGCUAUAGAAACGCACAUGGUUGGUGAGAGGCUGCUACACGCUACUGAGCAGGGCAACAGCAGUGUAACAGCAAACGACUGGCAUAUAGAGCAAGCGGGCCCUCUCCUUAUGGCUUGCCCCCAAAGGCUAGCCAGCCUUCGCCAUCAUAUGCGGAUGGCGUACGAGGACUACACCCUGAGUGCUCCCAGGCCCGCAUUCCUGCAGGUGCUGAUCAGGAUAAACGUUUUAAAUGCGAUGGCAAGCAACGCCAUGGCUCUAGGGCUUCCAGUGGAAGGGCUUUGUCAUGAUGAGUUUAUCUCGCCAUUCAACUUCUACGGCCCUCGCCUCCCCGACUCCAUCGACCCGCUGGCCAAAUUACCGGACAGCCUCCGCCCGACAGCAGUACAAAUGACGAUACCGCAUCAUCCGUGGAUCGACACCUUCCCCAUCCCUCGUCUACGGGACAAUGUGCUUCGUGGAAUACUGGCUGAGGACCUGGACGAGGAUGAUCUCUGCAAAGACCUUCUGCGCGUGGAAGACGAGAAGAUGGCUGACGAGAAGCCUUCCCUUAUCAUCUGGGGCGACCCAUGGGAUGUUCGAGGUUGGGAAGCCAGCGUCGCUUUCUUGAAGAAGUGGGGUUGGCUUUUGGCAGGGUGCCCGGAGCUUCUCGUAUCUACCAACUACUGGCGUGCGCAGAGAGGCGAGAAGAGGCUCAACUUUGGGAGUUGGUGAACCAUAGCUUAAGACUACACUCCCCCAUUCAAUUGCACGAGUCUUGAUAUUCGUGCCUUGCACGUAUAUACAGUAUGCAUGCGGAUGAGUUCCGAUGAAGUCCUACUAUUCUCAUCGUCACACCAUUCGCCCCAUCUCAAGAAGGUGACCGGUGACUCCCUAUUACCAAGUAGUAUACCUAUCUCGAAAGCCUGCC
Molecule: messenger RNA, 1221 nt
Organism: Ilyonectria robusta
Lineage: Eukaryota; Fungi; Ascomycota; Sordariomycetes; Hypocreales; Nectriaceae
Exons: 2
Coding region: 78-1025 (315 amino acids)
Source: RefSeq, a predicted model, not a curated record